Aspergillus sclerotioniger CBS 115572 is the source of this 3242-nucleotide messenger RNA. Its product is annotated as PX domain protein. The coding region runs from base 59 to 3067 and encodes 1002 amino acids. The record is from RefSeq and is a predicted model, not a curated record. Lineage: Eukaryota; Fungi; Ascomycota; Eurotiomycetes; Eurotiales; Aspergillaceae. Gene Ontology annotation, molecular function: phosphatidylinositol binding. Gene Ontology annotation, cellular component: intracellular membrane-bounded organelle. The transcript has 2 exons.
AAACAGUGCAACUAUUCAUAACCUCCAGCAAUUGCGCUGCGGUCAAUGCAACCAUCUCAUGAAGCCAGCCAUGGAUGAAGCUUCCGCCUGCGUCGCCGAAUCAUCACAGCCCAAUGAAUCUAAGAACACUGAAACUUCUCAUACAAGCUCGCCGGUGAGCUGCGAGAACCAGGCCACAACGCACAGACCUGGUCUUGUACAAUCAAAAGAAAUUGUUGAUUACACCCUGCAAUUUUUGUCAACAUCUAGCAAUGAGGCUCUUCUGUGUGUCUUCGCAUGUCUAAUAGGCGCCACAUUUGUCCUUUUUGGUAGACUUGGCUUGCUCCUGAUUGGGAUCACUAGUGGUGUCGUCUUGCACGCAUCAUGGGAAAGAGCCGAUGCCGAAUCUAUCGACAGUCUUUUAAAAAUAAGAGGUCCGAAGAGGAGGGAACUCGCACUGGAUGUAGCCGGCAGACUUCUCAACUGGCCCGAACGCAAGGCUCAUGGAUUUGAUGACGGACAAGAUAGCUUUGAGCAUGUCUCCCCCCAGGAUACCUCCGUGGAUCUUGAUUAUUCUACCUUUGGGCCCGAGACAGCAGCCGCCUUAAAAUCAAUGACUGAUGCAGUAAUGAUGGAUUAUGUGAACUCCUGGUCUAGAUCUAUAUUGCCGCCCGAAACGACAUUCCCUCUCUCCUGUCGGAAACUGUUAGUCGGCUUUAUCUCAUCCCUUUCAUCGCACCUUUGUCGUAAACGCCCUGCCGACACUUUCCUGGAACUCCUCACUAAUUCAUCCUCCCUAAUCGUUGUACUUCUGAAUGAGCUGUCUGCGAUAUUCGGGUCCGUUGAGUCCUCCGAUCCGCCAGAACAGGUUGUCUUGCGUUAUCUAGAAACUUACCCGGAGAGUGGUCUGGCGAAUAUCUUAGCGAAAGAACAACAAAAGAAGAAACUCGAUCUUAUAGCAGCUGACAUUCUGUCUAGCUUUCUGGACCCAGAUGUCUAUGGAUGUCCGCUUAUGAAAGACUUCAUCCGCGAACUGUUGGCGAGUGUUCUAUUCGAGUCGGCUAUUUCUAGUCUUUCGAGACCUGAAAUUAUCAAUGGGUGGAUCAUAUACCUCCUCAGCGAAGGCAAGUCUGAAGUAAUGACUGCAAUAGAUGCAGGCGUUGAAGGUGCCCAAAAACAAGUCGACACCGCAACUAGAAACCCCAGCAACGUAAACUAUCCUUCGUCGAAGGCAGUGAAUGAUGCAAUUUUGAAAUCCAGGAUCACUGGCGAAAACAGUCAACAAGGUUCCACAGAUGUCGACAGGGCAACCGUGGAGGCCAAAAAAGAGGCCAAGCGUCUCAGUGAUAUGAUUGCGGUGCAUGAGUUGCGGAAGCAAUACCUAGAGAAAGACACACAAGACAAUAUGCGAAAGGAGUUGGCUGAUGGGGAUCUUUGUGAAAAUGGGCUGUCCGCAGACAACAUAGGAGAUGAGGUUCAGUUUGGCGAACAAUCACGACAUGUCGACACAGGCGAAAGGCGCGUUGGAGAUAAGUCUGAGUCUCAUCUGGAAGAUACAUUCGAGCUGUCUUCAUCGUGGCAUUUCAGGCAUUCAGUCCCACCGAAAACGUUAGCGGAGCCAUUGACCCUUUACCGUGCAUCCAUAACGGUAGAAGCCGAUUCUGAUGUCGCAGGGAAGGGGCUACUUCGCUCAAAACCGACUUCAAGUUAUCUACUUCAGAUCGAACCUGUAUCAUCGCGUUCUACUGGGUGGAUGGUUUUUCGGAACUACAAUGAUUUUGAGUCCCUUCACGAAACCUUGGAGGCUAUCUCGAGAUUGCACAAAAUCCGAGAAUUUAAAGAGAACCAUCAAAUUGUACCCCUGUGGAAAGGCCAGACGAAAUCGGAUUUGGCUAAGAACCUGGAACGUUAUCUCCAAGAUGCUCUUUGCCACGAGUCUCUGGCAGAAAGUGAAAGGAUGAAACGGUUUCUUGGGAAAGACGAACAUCUCGGAUCUGAAUCCACCAAACCUCUCAGCAAAAUUGGAUUCCCUUUUCCGAGCCAAGUUGCGCUGGGGAAUGUAGGCAAGGGGGGUUUAGGUGUGUUAUCUAAUGCGCCCAAGGGCGUAUCAGAAGGUGGAAAGGCCGUCUUGGAAGGUGUGACAGGGGUGUUUGGCGGAGCCAUCAGUAAAAGGCCAUCGGUGGCAGAUGACAAGGCUGCAUCUCUGGAUCCCCUCUCACAUCAAAAUGAGCUGAACGACCACGGCUCUGAGGGAGGGUUCGAGAGUUCUGCAAGAAAUAGGAGUUCCAUUGAGUUGCAACGACCUAUCCAAGGCCCGCCUUUUUCAUCGAAAAUGAUUGGCAAGCCCGGUCUACCUGCUGAAGAAACAGGUUUAGAUGGAACUGAUACAGGGGAUCUUUCAGGGUUUAUAUCUGAAAGCUCAGUCCAGACUGUGGAACCAGAGCCUAUGGUUUCUAUACAGGGGUCUUUUCCUAGGCGCAAUAACCCGACUGACCUACCGCACGCUUAUACCGAAAAACAGGAUGCUUCUCAUACAGGCGGCAAAGGGCAGGCGCUAGGUGCUGGAUCAAGUAACCCCAGGAGUCAAAGCAGCCCUAUCACGCAGGAAGAGACACGUAUAGCAGUGGAGCUCAUGUUCGCGGUAAUCAAUGAACUAUAUACUUUGUCCUCGGCCUGGAACAUACGUCGGACUCUACUGAAUGCGGCCAAAUCGUACAUACUACGCCCCGGAAACCCUCAUCUGGAAACGAUCCGUGGACUGCUACAGGAAUCAAUGAUUGAAUCUCAUAUAUCGGAUGAGGCAAUUGGGUUAUAUCUCAAUAAAUUGCGUGAAAAUACUCUUCCGACAAAGACUGAAUUAGAAAAUUGGACGACUCCUCCAAAUGAUGCUGAAAAAGAACGCCUGAAAGAGACUGCUCGAAAAGUCUUCGUCCAAAAAGGCCUACCGCAGGCACUUACAAGCGUCAUGGGGGCAAAUGCCAGUAAGGAAGCUCUAGGGAAGGUCUUUGAUUGUCUCCAGGUUGGGAUUGUUGCUCGGGGUUUUGUAUUUUCUCUCAUGCUGCAGGCUCUUAAGGCAGCUAUUCUCUAAUAUUGUAUUGUGUCGAGAAUACGGGUCGACACGGUUGAACACUAUAUCGGACGAUAUUGAUUAUGAACCACGAUGUCAUGAGCCAGCAUAUACAUUGACAUAGCCAUCUCUAUUUCCCCCCCUCCUCUUGCCAUACCAAUCAUUUUUUGCCCUGUUAUCUUCAAUUUCUACCGAG